AAUUACACUUCUUUGCACUUGAAGAAAUUUUCAAUCAGUACUCCUCCUACUGUCUGCUCAAUAGAAGGAACAAGUAGAACAAUACCAAAGCUUCUUCUUUCUCUUUACUUCCUCUUCUUGCUGUUCUUCCCCUCAGACAUUUUUUUUCCUUUAAAGCUUCAGUACUGAAGGAAGAUGGGAGAAGAGAGCAAAAAAAUUCAGAAGAGCUAUUUUGAUGUGUUGGGGCUCUGUUGUUCUUCUGAAAUUCCUCUUAUUGAGAAGAUUCUGAAACCCUUAGAUGGGAUCCAAAAGGUCUCUGUGAUUGUUCCUUCAAAGACUGUCAUAGUUCUUCAUGACACCCAAAAAAUCUCCCAGUUACAGAUAGUCAAAGCGUUAAACCAAGCUAGGCUCGAGGCCAGCAUAAGAUCAUAUGGAACAGAGAAGAUGAUCAAUAAAUGGCCAAGUCCUUACAUAUUGGCCUGUGGAGUUCUGCUUCUCAUAUCAUUGUUUCAAAGCUUUUAUCGACCGCUUAAAUGGAUUGCCAUAACAGCAGUGCUGAUAGCCCUUCCACAAAUCAUUCUAAGAAGCUUUGCAGCAAUCCGAAGAUACACUCUUGAUAUCAACAUUCUUAUGUUGAUUGCAGUGGGCGGCGCAGUUGCCCUUGGAGACUACACAGAAGCCGGCUUUAUAGUCUUUCUUUUCACCAUAGCUGAAUGGCUUGAAUCCAUGGCAAGCCGCAAGGCAACAACAGGAAUGUCAUUGCUGAUGAAUCUGGCACCUCAAAAGGCCAUUCUAGCUGAAACAGACCAAAUCGUUGAUGCAAAUGAUGUGAAAGUGGGCACCAUCCUAGCAAUUAAAGCUGGUGAAGUGAUUCCCAUUGAUGGGAUUGUGGUAGAAGGAAAAAGUGAGGUUGAUGAAAAGAGCCUCACUGGUGAAUCCUUCCCUGUAGCCAAGCAGCUACAAUCCUUAGUUUGGGCUGGAACUCUUAAUAUUGAUGGCUACAUUAGUGUGAAGACUACAGCUUUGGCUGAGCAUUCUGCUGUAGCUAAGAUGGCAAGGCUUGUAGAAGAAGCACAAAACAACAAGUCUAAGACACAGAGGAUAAUAGAUUGCUGUGCAAAAUACUAUACUCCAGCUGUGGUGGUCAUUGCAGCAGUAGUUGCUCUGCUACCAAUUAUAUUGAGUCUUCAUGAUCAGAAGCAUUGGUUCAAGUUAGCACUUGUGCUUCUUGUCAGUGCAUGCCCAUGCGCUCUUGUGCUUUCUACACCAGUUGCCACUUUCUGUGCCCUCUUGAAAGCAGCAAGAUUCGGUCUUCUUGUCAAAGGAGGAGAUGUUCUUGAAGAACUAGCAAAAUCAAAAGUUGUGGCCUUUGACAAGACCGGAACCAUAACAAGAGGAGAAUUUUCAGUCAUACAGCUUCGUCAAUUAAGCUCUGAAGUCACCAUGGACACACUUCUUUCUUGGAUUUUAAGUUUGGAGAGCAAAUCGAACCAUCCAAUGGCAUCUGCACUAGUUGAUUAUGCUAGGUUCAACACCAUGGAACCAAAGGCAAAGAAUGUAAAUGACUUCCAGAUUUACCCAGGUGAGGGGGUUUCUGGUGAAAUAAAUGGGAAGAAAAUCUACAUUGGAAACAAAAGAAUUGCAAGGCGAGCUGGAUGUACACAAGCGCCCGAUGUAGAAGACAUGAAGGAAGCAGUUACACUAGGUUAUGUGCUCUUAGAUGCCAUGCCAAUUGGAAUUUUUGCACUCUCUGAUACCUGUCGUACUGGGGCAAAGGAGGGUAUUAAAGAAUUGAAGUCACUGGGCAUUAAAACUGCAAUGCUAACUGGAGAUUCCACUACAGCAGCCAUGCAGGCUCAGAAACAGUUGGGCCAUAUUAUUGAAGAAAUACAUGCAGAAUUAUUACCAGAAGACAAAGUACAAAUUAUCAGUGAUCUCAAGACAAAUAAAGGGUCAACAACAAUGGUAGGGGAUGGUAUGAAUGAUGCACCUGCGUUGGCCAUGGCCAAUGUAGGGAUCUCCAUGGGUGUAUCAGGUUCUGCCGUAGCAAUGGAGACCAGUCAUAUAACUCUAAUGUCAAAUGACAUCCAAAAAAUUCCGAAAGCCAUUCGACUUGCAAGGAGGACACAGCACAAGAUCAUAACAAAUAUCAUCUUCUCAAUCAUCACAAAGGUUUCCAUUCUGGGAUUAGCAAUUGGAGGCCAUCCACUACUUUGGGCAGCCGUAUUAGCUGAUGUUGGGACAUGUCUAAUUGUCAUUUUAAACAGCAUGACAUUAUUGCCGACGAACAAGAAGAAAGUUAAAAAAUGUUGUCAAAGAUCAAACCACCAAAGGCCAACAUGCAGAGACAAGUGCUCCAAAGGUCCAUGUGGAUCAAACUCUGCAAAUUGUCACAGUUACGAUGGUUUACAUAAGACAGAAGAAGGCAAGAAACCGUGCUGUGAAAGUCCAAGUGAGAGUAAAGAGUGUCAAGCAGAAUCACCAUUACAAUGCUGCCAAGGAAAAGUGACUUGCAAAGCAAAAACUAGAUAUGAGCACUCGAUUUACAUGAAUUGUGAAAAGGAUUCCCAUAGAGAUGAUGAAUCAUGCUUAAAUCAUUCAGUUAGAGAGAUUAAACAUACGGUUCCUUGUCCGGGAUUUCAUUUGCACAAAAGUAAAGCAGAUCAUGAAGAGCAUAAUGAACAUAGCCCAUGUGAAGAGCAUUUAAGCAAACAGCCUGAUCAUGGAUCCCACUCUCAUCAUGAAUCAGGAAAGCAUGAAGCAGAAUCAAGACAUGGGCAUUCUGACCAUGACAUUACCUGUAACUUAAAGAUAAAUGCAACUAAAAACUGUUGUAAUGCAUUUGUUGAUCAAACCGUGGGAGCUGGGGCCAACUUGAAAGCUUCAACAAUAUGCAACGGCUCUGAAACGAAAACUUCUGACAGUUGCUGUGAAAGUGAGAGGAAAGACUGCCAUGGGAAGCAUCAAUGCUCGAAUUUGCUGGCUUCCAAGUUCAAGGAGAAUGGAGGGUGUUGUAGAAGUUACAGGAAGGAGUGUUCUAGGAGAGAGACCUGCUGUGGAAAUGGAAUGAUGCAAGUGCCAGAAAUCAUUAUUGAGUAACUUAUUAUGAUGUUAUUCCGAACUUCGUUAGCACAAAAAUGGCGAAUUGAAUGCAAUUUUUAUUUUCUUCAUAAAUAUGUAUUUGGGUUCAUUUAAGAAAUUCAAACAUUCUAACCAAGAAAUUUGGAGAGAAAGUAGGCGGCUGUGUAUUUAUUUAAAAUGCAUGAAUUUUAAAAAUACAAUGCAAGAAAUCAAUGACGUUUUGUUGGA
Messenger RNA from Dendrobium catenatum, 3288 nucleotides. Its product is annotated as putative inactive cadmium/zinc-transporting ATPase HMA3. Bases 175 to 3078 code for a protein of 967 amino acids. Gene Ontology annotation, molecular function: ATP binding; ATPase-coupled monoatomic cation transmembrane transporter activity; cadmium ion transmembrane transporter activity. Gene Ontology annotation, biological process: monoatomic cation transport. The record is from RefSeq and is a predicted model, not a curated record. Lineage: Eukaryota; Viridiplantae; Streptophyta; Magnoliopsida; Asparagales; Orchidaceae. Gene Ontology annotation, cellular component: membrane. The transcript is spliced from 10 exons.